Condylura cristata (star-nosed mole) is the source of this 6801-nucleotide messenger RNA. RefSeq names its product additional sex combs like transcriptional regulator 3 (gene ASXL3). Lineage: Eukaryota; Metazoa; Chordata; Mammalia; Eulipotyphla; Talpidae. The record is from RefSeq and is a predicted model, not a curated record. Bases 1 to 6681 code for a protein of 2226 amino acids. Gene Ontology annotation, biological process: positive regulation of transcription by RNA polymerase II; animal organ morphogenesis. Gene Ontology annotation, molecular function: peroxisome proliferator activated receptor binding; chromatin binding; DNA binding. Gene Ontology annotation, cellular component: PR-DUB complex. The transcript has 11 exons.
AUGACAGCAAAGCAGAUAUUGGAAGUCAUUCAGAAAGAAGGGUUAAAAGAAACAAGUGGAACUUCUCCAUUAGCCUGUCUGAAUGCAAUGCUUCACACUAACACUCGAAUAGGGGAUGGAACAUUCUUCAAAAUCCCUGGAAAGUCAGGCCUCUAUGCUCUCAAAAAAGAGGAGUCGUCAGGCCCGGCUGACGGAACGUUGGAUUUAGGCUGUGAGUCUGAACUGGAUGGCACAGAAAUGGCAGAGGCCAGUGCCAAUGGAGAAGGAAAUGGAGUUUGUGCAAAGCAGGUAACUGAUGAAGCAUCUUCCACUCGAGAUUCAAGCCUUACUAACACAGCAGUGCAAAGCAAAUUAGUGUCUUCCUUUCAGCAACACACCAAAAAGGCUCUUAAACAGGCUUUGAGACAGCAGCAGAAAAGAAGAAAUGGAGUCUCAAUGAUGGUAAACAAGACUGUUCCUCGUGUUGUUUUGACACCAUUAAAGGUGUCUGAUGAGCAGUCGGAUUCGCCUUCAGGAUCUGAAUCUAAAAAUGGUGAAGCAGACAGUUCAGAUAAAGAAAUGAAACAUGGGCAAAAAUCUCCCACUGGAAAACAAACAAAUCAGCACUUAAAACGAUUAAAAAAGUCUGGUUUAGGACACUUGAAAUGGACCAAAGCUGAGGACAUUGACAUAGAAACUCCAGGAUCUAUUCUUGUCAACACUAACUUGAGGGCAUUAAUAAAUAAACAUACAUUUGCUUCCUUACCUCAGCAUUUUCAACAAUACCUCCUGCUUUUACUCCCAGAAGUGGAUAGGCAGUGCAAACCCAUGAGGGCUUUUGAGCAGAGCUAUAAUGUAAUAAGAUCAGUCCUUUUCAAGAAAAUGCUUCUGGCAGUACUAAAAAGGAAUGUUAGGGGUGGGAAACAUGAAAGAGAAUUUACUCCAGAAAUGCAAUUGCGAAUAAGGCAAGAAAUUGAGAAGGAAAAGAAAACGGAACCUUGGAAAGAAAAAUUCUUUGAAAGGUUUUAUGGAGAAAAGUUGGGCAUGUCAAGAGAGGAAUCUGUAAAGCUCACAUCCGGACCAAACAAUGAGGGAGCUGAAAGUAGUUCUUCAUGUGGAACAUCUGGGCUUCCAGGCCUUUCUGUACAGACUCCCUUGGAAGAACAACACCCAAAAAGCAUGAAAAAUCCAGCUUCUCCAGAGCCUGAUUUCUGUGCUACACUUUGUCCUAUGGUAGAUGUAGGUAAAGAUGUAAUGGUAGAAUCAGAAUCUGAGGAUAUCUUGAUCUCUGAAGAAUCUGUAAUUCAGGAAGAAAUUGCAGAAGAGGUAGAGACUAGUAUCUGUGAAUGCCAGGAUGAAAAUCAUAAGACAAUCCCUGAAUUUUCUGAGGAGUCUGAAAGUCCUACCAACUCUCAUGAAGAACCCUCAAUAGCACCUCCUGAAGAUAAUCUGGAAUCCUGUGUUAUAAUGAAUGAUGUUUUAGAAACUUUGCCUCAUAUUGAAGUUAAGGUAGAAGAGAAGUCAGAAUCUCACCAGGAAGAAAUGUCAGUUGUUAUUGAUCAGCUGGAAGUAUGUGACUCUUUUAUUCCUUCCACUUCAUCUGUGACUCAUGUCAGUGACACAGAACAUAAAGAGCCAGAAACCACAGUAGAGACCAAUACUCCAAAACCAAAACCAGGGUCGUCGUCUUUAGAAGGACAAUUUCCAAAUGAAGGAAUUGCUGUAGAUAUGGAGCUACAGAGUGAUCCUGAUGAACAGCUUUCUGAAAACGCUUGCAUCUCUGAAACUUCCUUCUCUUCUGAGAGCCCAGAGGGAGCCUGUACCAGUUUGACAUCCCCAGGAGGGGAAACCCAAUCCACUUCAGAAGAAUCAUGUACUCCAGCCUCUCUUGAGACAACAUUUUGUUCUGAGGUGUCCAGCACUGAAAAUACAGAUAAAUAUAAUCAGAGAAAUCCCACUGAUGAAACCCUUCAUGUUUCUUUGAUGUCAGAAAUAUCUCCAAUAUCCACUUCACCUGAAAUAUCAGAAGCAUCUUUAAUGUCCAAUUUACCGUUAACGUCUGAAGCAUCCCCAGUUUCUAAUUUACCUUUAACAUCAGAAACAUCACCCAUGUCUGAUUUACCUUUGACAUCAGAAACCUCUUCAGUGUCUUCCAUGCUCCUCACAGCUGAGACCACUUUUGUAUCUAGUUUGCCACUUCCUUCAGAAACAUCUCCAGUUUCUACUUCUUCCAUGAAUGAAAGAAUGGCACAUCAGCAAAGAAAGUCCCCUCCUGUAACUGAAGAACCACUCUCACCACAGAAAGAUGAAUCUUCUCUCCCCACUAAAUCUCUGGGAGAGAGCCUUCACUCUCAGCAAAAGACUUUAUCAAACACUCCUGAAGUUAUAAAAAUAGGUUCUUCCACUACUCCUGAGGCAUUUCCCUCUGAAGAAUUACACAAUAAGACCUUGAGUCAACAGUCUUGUAAAUCACAUGUUGAAACUGAGAACUCCUACCCUGUUUCAAUUUCAGAACUUCCUUCAACAGAAAUGAUAAAAGUUAAAAACCAUAAUAUCCUACAACGAACAGACAAGAAAGGGGUGUCCUCACCGUUGGAAUUAUCUGUCUUUACUGAGGAGUCUGAAAGUAAGGGAAGUGAGCAUCCAUCAGUCAAAUUACAGGAUAAGCAAUAUGUUCCAUCAGUGGAUAAGCCUUCAUUUUCAGAAGGCUCUAGGAAUAAAACACAUAAACAAGGUUGCUCACAGAAUCGAUUGGAUACCUCACAUAAUCCCAAGUCUUCGGAGCUCUCCAAGUCACCUGAAGGCAUAAGAAAUGAAAAUAGAGAAUCUGAGAUAUCCAAGAGGAAAACUGCAGAGCAGCAUAGCUUUGGAAUAUGCAAAGAAAAGAGGGCUAGGAUAGAAGAUGAUCAGUCAACCAGGAACACAUCAUCUAGCAACCCACCAGAGAAAGAACCGCCCCCAAGAGAGGAGCCCAGGGUACCACCUCUCAAGAUCCAGCUUUCCAAAAUUGGACCACCUUUUAUUAUCAAGAGUCAACCCAUCUCCAAACCAGAGUCCCGCGCAUCCCCUAGCACUUCCGUCAGUGGUGGGAGGAACACGGGAGCCAGGACCCUGGCAGAUAUCAAGGCUCGAGCCCAGCAGGCAAGAGCCCAGCGGGAGGCAGCUGCAGCGGCUGCUGUAGCUGCUGCAGCAAGCAUCGUUUCUGGUGCCAUGGGGAGCCCAGGAGAGGGAGGAAAGGCGAGGACCCUGGCACAUAUCAAAGAGCAGACAAAAGCCAAGCUCUUUGCAAAGCAUCAAGCCCGAGCCCACCUCUUCCAGAACACUAAAGAGUCCCGAUUGCCUCCACUCAGCUCAAAGGAAGGGCCUCCAAGCUUAGAAGUCUCUUCAACUCCUGAAACAAAAGUUGAAGGCUCAACUGGUGUCAUCAUUGCCAAUCCAAACUGUAGAUCUCCUACCAACAAGUCUGUGCACCUCCGGGAGACUGCCACUGUGUUUCAGCAGCCUCUUAACCCAAGCAAACUUCCAGAAACUGCCACUGACUUAUCUGUGCAUAGUUCUGACGAAAAUAUACCUGUGUCACAUUUAUCUGAGAAAAUUAUUUCAUCUACCUCUUCUGAAAAUAGCAGUGUGCCCAUGCUUUUUAAUAAAAAUUCUGUCCCCGUGUCUGUCUGCAGCACUGCUAUGUCGGGAGCAAUUAAAGAACAUCCCUUUGUGAGUUCUGUUGAUAAAUCCUCUGUUCUGAUGUCUCUUGACAGCACAAACACUACAAUUUCUGCUUGCAAUAUAAGCAUGUUAAAAACCAUCCAGGGGACUGAUACUCCAUGCAUAGCCAUUAUACCAAAAUGUCUUGAAAGCACUCCUGUUCCCGCCACUACCGAGGGCUCCAGUGUGUCAAAUUCCAUGGAUGACAAGCAGUUGCUCAUGUCAAGCAGCAGUGCCAGUAACUUAGUCUCCAGUCAGUACACCUCUGUGCCAACUCCCUCCGUUGGAAAUAACUUGCCAAACCAUCUCUCCACUAGCUCUGUUUUGAUUCCCCCAACGGGAAUUAACAACAGAUUUCCUUCUGAGAAGAUAACCAUGCCCAGGGAUGAAGAGCAGGCCUCGGCAUCCAUGGGUACCACUGUGAGGGCAGCCCUCAGCUGCAAGGAUUCUGUCACGGUCACAGACACUCUGGUUGCACGCCCACCCAUGGCAAUGUUUACUGGGAGCAUGCUGACAAUAAACUCUUAUGAUAGUCCUCCCAAGUUAAGUGCUGAAAGCUUGGACAAAAAUUCAGGACCUCGCAACAGGGCAGACAAUUCUGGGAAACCUCAACAACCUCCGGGAGGCUUUGCACCAGCAGCCAUCAACAGAUCAAUCCCUUGUAAAGUCAUCGUUGACCACAGCGCCACGCUGACCUCCACUUUGUCUCUGACUGUCUCCAUUGAAAGUGCUGAAGCCAGCUUGGACCUCCAAAGCAGAUCUGUGAGGACAGAAACACCCAUACAGCCCAUGGCAUGUCCUCAGGUAUCUGUCAUUAGCAGGCCUGAGCCAGCUGCAAGUGAAGGUGUCGAUCAUGGUUCUAGUUUCAUUGCUGCUUCUGCAGCAAAACAAGACUGUAAAACGAUGCAGGCCACCUGCACCAGUCUCCGAGAAGUACCCCUUGUUGUUCCAGACAAAUUAAAUGAGGUGACUAUCCCUAGCAAUAGCUUUGCUGAGCAGGCACGUGUCCCAACCACUUUCAAAAGUGAAGCAGACACAACCUGUAGCAAUCAGUAUAAUCCAGGCAACCGGAUUUGCUGGAAUGAUGAAGGGGUGAGGAACACAGGACAGCCUUUGGUCAGUCACUCUGGUUCAAGUAAACAGAAAGAAUAUCUAGAGCAAAGCUGUCCAAAGGCUAUCAAAACUGAACACGCCAGCUACUCCCACAUGUCAGAACUUCACCCCAGGAAUCUCAUAACCAACGUCGCUCUCCCUGUGAAAUCCGAACCUCUUGAAGUGGACAAGGGCUUCAGAAUGGACACUGAAGACUUCCCUGGCCCUGAGCUGCCUCCGCCAGCAGCAGAGGUAGCCCCUAGUGUGCAGCAGGCACCAAACGUGAAGGCUCCAACCUCUGGUCCGAUGGAAGAGGCCAUUUCCUUGGCUACAGACAACCUGAAAAGAGUUUCCAAUGCAGGGAGCUCAAGCUGUCGCCUGUCUUCAGUGGAGGCUAACAAUCCACUGGUGACACAGUUGCUGCAGGGCAACCUACCUUUGGAAAAAGUGUUGCCACAGCCCAGGCUGGGAGCUAAACUCGAAAUUAAUAGGCUUCCGCUGCCUCUUCAAACUACCUCAGUGGGCAAAAUAGCACCAGAGAGGAACGUGGUUGAAAUGCCUUCCAGCUCUCCAAAUCCAGAAGGAAAGGGCUACUUGGCAGGGACGCUUGCACCCCUACAAAUGAGAAAGCGAGAAAACCAUCCCAAAAAGAGAGUAGCCCGGACUGUAGGGGAACACACUCAAGUGAAAUGUGAACCAGGAAAAUUGUUGGUAGACUCGGAUGCUAAAGGGGUGCCUUGUGUCAUCAACACCAGCAUGAAUCAGCUGGGACAUGGCCAGCCAUUUAAGCAAGAGUGGCUGAACAAGCAUGCCAUGCAGAACAGAAUUGUUCACAGCCCUGAGGUCAAACAGCAGAAGCGACUGCUGCCCUCCUGUAGCUUCCAGCAGAAUCUGUUUCACAUUGACAAGAAUGGUGGCUUCCAUCCUGAUGCUGGUACCUCACACAGACAGCAGUUUUACCAAAUGCCGAUGGCGACCCGGGGCCCCAUUCCUACUGCAGCUCUGUUGCAGGCCUCUGCCAAGACCCCAGUUGGCUGUAAUGCAUUUGCCUUCAAUAGGCAUCUUGAACAAAAGGGAUUGGGAGAAGUUGCUCUCUCUUCAGCACCUCACCAGCUAAGGCUAAGCAACAUGCUGUCCCCCAACAUACCCAUUAAAGAAGGUGAUGACGUGGGAGGGGCUGCACACCCAAUGCCAAACAAAGCACUAGUGCACCCUCCACCCCCACCACCACCUCCCCCUCCGCCCUUGGCUUUGCCCCCUCCUCCCCCACCACCACCUCCACUACCUCCACCUCUUCCUAAUGCCGAAGUCCCACCAGAGCAAAAACAACCACCAGUUACCAUGGAAACCACUAAGAGACUUAGUUGGCCACAGUCCACGGGCAUAUGUAGCAAUAUAAAAUCGGAACCUCUUUCUUUUGAGGAAGGUUUAAGCAGCAGCUGUGAACUGGGCAUGAAACAAGUUUCCUAUGACCAGAAUGAAAUGAAAGAACAGUUAAAAGCAUUUGCGAUAAAAAAUGCAGAUUUCUCUUCCUAUUUGCUUUCUGAGCCACAAAAGCCUUUUACCCAAUUAGCUGCUCAGAAAAUGCAGGUGCAGCAACAACAGCAGCUCUGUGGAAAUUAUCCAACAAUACACUUUGGGAGCACGAGCUUCAAAAGGGCAGCAUCUGCAAUUGAAAAGUCUAUUGGGAUUUUGGGAAGUGGCUCCAACCCUGCCACCGGCCUGCCUGGUCAGAACGCUCAGAUGCCCGUCCAGAACUUUGCCGACAGCAGCAAUGCGGAUGAAUUGGAACUGAAAUGCUCUUGCCGGCUGAAAGCCAUGAUUGUGUGCAAAGGCUGUGGGGCCUUCUGCCACGAUGACUGCAUAGGUCCUUCAAAACUCUGUGUAGCUUGCCUGGUUGUACGAUAGGAGCUGAAUGCAAGGUGCAGUAUCCCUUUUCAACACGGAAAAGCCAAAUGGCAUCUACUGCAACAAAUUGAAUAACUCGGUGGUUUAUAGCACGCUAAUUUAUUUUCCUUUGGAACAGAU